CUUAACACCAAAAUUGACAUCGAAAAGUAAAUUACAGAGAAAAAUAUCGAAACUUUGUCCGUCUACUAAGUAUCCGGGACUAGGUGAUUCUCUCUCUUCGUAUGCGCCAUGGCCGCGGCGGAGCAGCCGCUCAAAAAGAGAAGAUUGUACGACCCACCACCAUCAUCUCCCCCAGCACCACCUUCCCAAGCACAAGAACCACCUCAACGGCCACCAACCCCGCCGCCUUUGUCUCAGGAUGAAAUCGUUCGGAGGCGGCGGAGUCAAGAAGCAAUUCGCAAUGUAUUUGAGUGCUAUAAGAAAAUAAAGUCGUGCAUCAACCGGAAGGAUAAGCAUUUUACGCCGGAAUUGGAAGAGGCUUAUCUCUCUUUGAUCACUGCGUCUGGAGGAUGUGCUAGUGUACAACGUCUUGUAGCAGAGUACAUACCACGAUAUGCAUCAUUUUGCCCUGCUGCUCUUGAUGCUGCUGGAAAGGCUCUCAUAAAUAUGCAUAACCAGUGCAUCACCAUGAUUAGUGGGGGAGAAGACAUUAAUGGUAUUGCUUUUGAGACUGCUAAGGCUUGCAUAUUAGGUCUGGUUGAUGUAUGUCAUGCUGCUGCUUCAGAAAACCCAAAUUCAGAAGUUGUUCAAGGGACAUGUUCAGUUGUUUUUCACGAUGUCUUUACAUUUUUUGUCUGCUCUUUCGAGGGAAAGAGUAUCUUUGAUAUUGUUGACUACAGUGUCCUGAAGAUAUAUGAUGUUGCAGAAUCCCUUUCUGAUUUCAAGCGCAAGUUUUUGGAGGAACAUAUUUCAAUAUCACUGAAAUUAUCUAAGCUUCGUGGACUAUGUUUUUUGUCGAUUCUCUUUGGUUUGCCCAAAUAUUCACUUGUCACAUUAUUUGAACUUUUUGAGUCCACGGGGAUGGGGGGAAUUCAGAAAGGAAAGUACCUUCUUCGUGAGUUGACAACUGAACUGGAUUAUGUUAGCGGUCGUCACCUGGAUGAGCGAAAUGGUGAUGAAUCAUCUGAACGUUCCAGCAGAAUGAAAUGUCAAGAGAAGGAUCCUGUUAAUGAGUCUCCUGCAGCAAAGGGAAAUUCUUUAUCAAAUUGUUCUUUCGCCUUAUUAAAGAACUGCUUAUUGGCACUGGUUCUUAGUAAAGACCUGUCAAUCAGAAGUUUGAUUUUUUCAAGGUACAGAAUGCUUUGCGAUUCUGCUUCAUCUGAAAUUGUUUCUGAUAUUACCUCUGUUCUAGAAGGAGUUUUUGAAUCUUUUGUUCAACAAGUAAAAGCAGAAGACAGUCAAAUAGAUAGUGUUGAGGGUAACUCCAAUUCAUCUAAAUUUGCGAGUCAGUGCUCGGUUACUAGAACAUCUAAUCAACAAGGAUCUCCUGUAGUUUCAGGGAGAGGUUAUCCUGAUAAACAUUCAGGCAGCCAUUUGAAAAGGGGAAGCAUAACAGUCAAUGCUGGAAGCGAUUCUUUCAAUGGAGAAUCAAAGUCCGUGGAUUAUAACUAUGGGGACCCUGGUGAUAUGGCCAGUGGUAGAAUGUUCAUGCAAAGGGAACUGUUGAACAGACAGUCUUUCUCACCUAGAGCAAGAACACCAAGGGAUUUGAGAAGUAAUUCAUUUAGUAACCGAAGCCAUUCUGCCCAGAUAGAGAGAAGUCCAAUUUCAAACAUGGACCUUGCUCCACCUACCUUAAGAUCCUCCAGUGGAGCUGCAAAUUCUCCAUUUGAGUCUCCCAAGCAAAAUGUUCCUCCGCCCCAUUCUUCAGGAAACCAUUCAAUAUGGUAUUCAGAUGGAGACCCAGCUGCUAUGGAUAUAUUUCCAGCUUCAAAACAACUCUGGCUGGGAUCGUUAGGUCAUGACGUGUCUGAAAUGCAUAUAAGGUUUCAGUUUGAGAAGUUUGGUAUUAUAGAUCAAUUGCGAUUUUUUCCAUUUAAAGGUUUUGCCACUAUUGAGUACAGAAAUAUGAUGGAUGCUUUAAAGGCUAGAGAAGUUAUGCGCGGACGUUCUCCUUGGGGUGCCUGCCUUCGGAUAAAGUUUCUGGAUGCAGGAUUAGGAACAAGGGGGUCUAUAAAUGGUACUGCUGUUGGUUCAAGCUGCCAUGUUUAUGUUGGAAGUGUUCCAAGUGUAUGGGCCAAGGAUGAGAUGGUACAUGAAGUUAAGAAAAUACUCCACAAGGGCCCUCGCAUGGUUAUUGAUCUUAGCGCUGAAGGUGCAUUGCUGAUGGAAUUUGAUUCACCUGAAGAGGCCACCAUCUCGAUAGCUCAUUUGCGGAGGCACCGCAAGGAAAACAGUAAUUACUAUCCACAUCCCUCCAACGCUGGUCCACCUAAUGUAAUGAUGCAUGCUGAAGGUGCAAAACCUGGUCCUCCUUCUCAUCACGUUGACACUAGAAAUGCUUUCCCUUCUAACAGCAUGAUUGGAUCACCUCAUGCUCCAACUAUGCUCGAGAAACCUCCUGAGAGUUACCUGACAAGGACCUCGGCUUUGCCUUCUUUACUUCUACAGUUACGUGCUAAAUAUAAUAUUAGUAACUCUCAAGGGCCUUUUGAGAAUCAUGCAACAGCUGCACUCAUGCGAGAACAAGAACGAUUGCCGACAAACAUGCUUUGGAUUAGUUUUCCAAAUAAAAACUCUGCAUGUAUCACUGAGGAUGAGCUUUUGGCUGUUUGCAACAUUGCAAUUAACAACAAUGGAUCUGUUCGCAUGAGUAGAACAAGUAUGCCAUCAGGUUCCAAUUGGCUGGUCGAGUGCAGCAGCACAGAUACAGCAAGUACUUUAUUCAAGAACUUGCGAGAGUGCCCUGGGGUUUUUUUCCAGAUAGACUUCAGUAAUUCUCAGAUGCACCAUGGCCCUGCUCCUUCAGUGAGACCUGACGUCAGUUCUCUGGAGCUUACAUCACCAAGAAUGAGUCUGGAAAAUUGUGUCCCUCCGAUGCAACCUGCUUAUGCAUUCCAGUCGACAUGGACGGCUGGUGGAAUGAUGGAAGUUGGAAGAACUGGUGCAGCUGAACAAUCAUGGAUGUAUGGAAGACUGGAGAGUGGAAUGCAUUCUGGACACACUUCUGGGCCAUCUAUUCCACCACCACAGCCUGCUCAAACAUCUUCAUUCAAUAGACCUGUGUAUCCACCUCCUAAUAGUUUAUGGGAUCCUCGUGGGAUGAGCCACCAUCUGCAUCAAAAGCCAAUCCAUUCUGCCGCAAUGCCUGCUAAUGCUCAUGCUCAUAUGCAAGGCCCACCAUUUUUACCUGCUUCUGUGACCCCACUGGCACAGAUCCGGGGAAGUUCUGCAGCACCAUUUGAUCAGAUGUUCUCUGUGCCUGUUGUUCCUCCACCAUUAUCAUCUUUACCGCCACCUCCGCCAUUAUCAUCUUUACCCCCUCAGUCUGAUUUUCGUCCUCCAUUGCCUCCUCACCCGGAGUUACAGCCUCCACUGCCAACAACACCUCCACCUCCGCCUCCACCUCCACCUCAUUCCCAGCCCCCUGCAUUUCCUCCUCCUCCUCCUAAUUCUCCACCCCCACCAUCUUUAGCUGCCGAUGCAGACAAUUUUAAGUCGUCCUCACUUUAUCCCUGGCAGGGGAUGUUGAGUAAAAGUGGAGUUUACUACUGUACAAUACACGCACAAAGAGCAGAUUCUGAUAUCUGUAGCUAUUCAAAUUCCACUGUGGAGCCUACAGAAUGGCCUGUAAAGUUAGAUAUAACAAAGCGAACUGACCUGCGGCAUGUAAAAUCAACGUUUUCUAGUACUCCCCGUCACAGAAAAGAAAUCUGUUGGCUGCUUCCUUCGUCUCAUGGUGAUCAUAAGGGUCUUCAUGAUUUCAUAUCAUACUUGAAGCAGAGAGAGUGUGCAGGAGUAAUCAAAUUACCAGCAUCAAAUACUAUGUGGGCAAGACUACUAUUCAUUCUUCCAUACUCACCUGAAACAUGUUCAUUUCUAUCCAUACCCCCGAAUCCCUCACUUUGCUUGAUUGGUUUGAUUCUUCCUAAAGAUGCAAAUUCUGAACUAUCAUGAUGCUUUGGAAGUUGGAACAAGCCGGGAAAGUGGAGUUCGUUAUUUGGGAUUGUGAAGAUGUGAAUGUUAAUUGUAUUCCUUCAAGGACUAGGAAACAUUAGUUUAGGUAUGCUAGAUUGAUUGUAUUUGUUUUGGGUUCUAGAUUUUGAUAGAACUAUAUAAGGCAGAAUUUGUACCAUGUUUGGUGGGAGAUGUACAAUCUAGUGUUAUAUAAGUUGAUGAAAAGCCUGGAAUAAUUCAUCUGGGGUUUGAUAAUUAUUAAUUUAUUUUACAAACUUAUAUUA
This is a messenger RNA of Salvia miltiorrhiza (redroot sage), 4280 nucleotides long. RefSeq lists its product as uncharacterized. Gene Ontology annotation, molecular function: RNA binding; ubiquitin binding. NCBI's taxonomy places the organism in Eukaryota, Viridiplantae, Streptophyta, Magnoliopsida, Lamiales, Lamiaceae. The transcript is spliced from 7 exons. The coding region runs from base 109 to 3996 and encodes 1295 amino acids. The record is from RefSeq and is a predicted model, not a curated record.